Messenger RNA from Amphiprion ocellaris (clown anemonefish), 3321 nucleotides. RefSeq names its product gamma-glutamyltransferase 1a (gene ggt1a). Gene Ontology annotation, biological process: regulation of inflammatory response; regulation of immune system process; glutathione catabolic process. Gene Ontology annotation, cellular component: plasma membrane. The record is from RefSeq and is a predicted model, not a curated record. Bases 311 to 2035 code for a protein of 574 amino acids. The transcript is spliced from 13 exons. Lineage: Eukaryota; Metazoa; Chordata; Actinopteri; Pomacentridae. Gene Ontology annotation, molecular function: glutathione gamma-glutamate hydrolase.
GCUAGGCCCUGCCUGCCAGAGAUAGUCUCAGUCGUGGUAUAGAACCCAGAGGGACCCACUGUUUCCAAACUAACUCGAGUUCCACUUCAGCUACCGCCGGGAUGCUGCUCCUCCAUCCGACCAACUGAUCUAAAUCUCCUUGAGAUUGGCUCCUCAGCUGCCACUAUCAUAGACAGAGAGAGAGAGUGGGAAGGAGAGAGAGAGAGAGAGAGAGAGAGAGAGAGAGAGAGCACUGGUUCAUUAACUCUUCCAGCCCCCCUCCAAUGAAACCGCACCUUGUUCCCAAGAGCACCAUCCACCAACACAGAAAAUGGUUGGGAAGUCCCUGAUUGCUGGUCUGGUGGUCCUUCUGGUGGCUGCAGUGAGCUUGUUCCUGGGGGUGUUUAUGGGCCUGGGGAAGAAAAACCCGCCUCUCCCUUCAGACCACUUCUACUCAAAGGCGGCUGUGGCUGCUGAUGCUGGAAAGUGUUCAGAAGUGGGGAGGGACAUUCUGAAGAAAAAUGGCUCAGCCGUGGACGCCUCCAUCGCUGCCUUGCUAUGUGUCGGCCUUUUAAACGCUCACAGCAUGGGCAUCGGAGGAGGGCUCUUCUUUGUCAUCUAUAAUGCUUCCACAGGGAAGGUGGAAACCAUCGAUGCGAGGGAGACGGCACCCAUGAACGCCACCGAAGACAUGUUUGGCAACAACACCAAGCUUUCUCGUACAGGUGGAUUAUCAAUCGCUAUUCCAGGGGAAAUCCGUGGUUAUGAGAUGGCACACAAAAGGCAUGGCCGGCUGCCAUGGAAGGAGCUGUUUGAACCUAGCAUUGCUUUGGCUCGUGACGGCUUUCCCAUAGGAAAAGCUUUGGCUCAUGCCCUCUUCAAGAGCAAAGAUUCGAUUCAAGGAGACGCCAACAUGUGUGAGGUAUUUUGUGACUCCCAAAAAAACAUCCUGAAAGAAAACGAUAUUGUCAGGUUUCCAAAGCUGGCCGACACGUACCAAAGAAUAGCUGACGAGGGGCCUGAUGUGUUUUAUAAUGGGACGAUGGCUCAGAGCAUUGUUGAGGACAUCCAGGCGGCAGGCGGCAUUAUCACCCUGGAUGAUUUGUCAGAGUACCAGCCUGUGCUGAAUGAGAACCCUCUCAAGCUGAACGUUGGGGAAUACACCAUGCACGUCCCAGACGCCCCCUCCAGUGGCCCUGUGCUGGCACUCAUACUGAACAUAGUGGAUGGAUACAACUUCACCGACACAAGUGUCUCUACAUCAGAGAAAAAGACUCUAACAUACCAUCGCAUUGUGGAGGCUUUUCGUUUUGCUUAUGCCAAGAGAAGCAGACUGGGAGACCCACGUUAUCUCAACAUUACUGAUCUAAUCCAAAACAUGACCUCAGACUACUUUGCUGAUGGCAUAAGGAGUAAAAUUACAGAUGACACCACUCACCCAGACAGCUACUACGAACCUGACUACUUCGUCCCGGACAACCACGGGACGGCUCACCUGUCAGUCAUAGCGGAGGAUGGAAGUGCUGUGGCAGCCACCAGCACCAUUAAUCUGUACUUUGGUUCUAAAGUGAUGUCUCGAUCGACUGGAAUCAUUUUCAACGAUGAGAUGGAUGACUUCAGCUCUCCAUACAUGACCAAUGGCUUUGGAAUCCCUCCAUCACCCAACAACUUCAUCCAACCAGGCAAGAGACCCCUGUCUUCCAUGUGUCCUACUAUCAUCUUUGACAAAGAAAACAGAGUGAAAAUGGUUGUAGGAGCGUCUGGAGGUACAAAAAUCACCACAGCCACCGCCUUAGUCAUCCUGAACUCCUUGUUCUUCAACUACGACCUAAAGAAGGCUGUGACGGAGCCGCGAGUUCACAAUCAGCUUAAUCCAAAUAUGACGGUGGUGGAGCAGGGCUUUGAGAGGAGUGUCCUGGAGGGUUUGGCCCAGAAGAACCACGUAACACAGCUGCUGAGCAUCCCAGACUCUGUGGUCCAGGCCGUGGUGCGGCAGGGAGAGCGUCUCUGUGCAGAGUCCGACCCCAGAAAAGGAGGCUAUCCAGCGGGAUACUGAACGUCUUUCAGGUUCUUCUCUGCUCCCCUCAGUGAGGACGCUCUCCUUAAAGACACUCGGACAGAACCACAAAUGAAAAAAAAAAAACAGGUGUCCACACUGAAGACUCAAGCAACACUGGAGCAGCUGUGGAAGCACAGGAACUGCUCCUUCUCUGGACCAUUUAAAUAUAUCUUUUACUCAGUUAUUCAGCAUUACUUCUUUUUUUGGAAUUAUAUUAGCAUUUUGAAGUAAAGAAGGGGUUGUAUCUAGUUUGACUCUUGUAUCAUCACUACUGAUCAGGAAGGUGAUGUUUGAGGACUGGACAGACCCAAGAUGUAUCUGCUUUCCUCAUUAAAAUCAGGUCAUGUCUGACACAGCAUGCAUUAUAUUAAUAAAAACAACCAAAUAAAUACCAGGCAUAUGAAAAUGCCAUAUUAAGAAAUCUUUUGAGAUUUCAUCCUUAACUAAGAAUCUGAGUGGUAGAUUGUCCAUGUAGUGUUUCUUUUCUUUUGUAAGGAAAAGCUAUUGUGAAUAAUUGGACAGUUUGUCUGAAAAAGGAGGCUUUGUUUUUUAAUGUCAAACUGGUAAAAAAAAAAACCCUCAAUUUUAACACUCAACCUACAAGCUGGUAUUCCAAUUAAAAAUAAGGAUAUCUCAGGUUGUUUGCCCGUUUUACCAAAAUGUCUUGAUCCUGAGACGGACAUCAUUUAGAGGAAACUCACUGUGCUGUUUUCUUCUGUGACUCUACAGUGAAAUUAUCGCUUCUGAGCUGUAAAUGUUUAAUAUCGAGUAGAGGUUAAGUGAAUGUAUAGUGUAUUCUGAAAAAUACAUUUGCAGAUAUAUUUUUCUAAACAUGCAUUGUUCUUAUGCCAUGUUUGUUGCCAUGCUUGUUAUUAAACAUUUUGAACAAAGAUGUUAUAUUUAACCAGAGAAACUGUGCUGUUUCUGUACUGGAAUAUUAGGCACAAAAUUUCUCUUUUCUUUUAAUUUGUGGUUAGUCACAUUUUUGUUCCUCCGUGGACAUCGUGUAUUGUGGUAAGUUCAUUUAAUUGAGGGCACAGAAAAUAUGAGAACGGCCCAAAGCUUCAGUGGUAGUACAGUUAGUACAAUUUACCAGAGCUACUAUCUACAGUUUUUGUCAUUUUUGAUUAAUCAAUUACUCUAAUAUUAUUAUAAUAUUCCAGGCCCAAUGUGAUGUGUUCAAAUUGCUUUCCAAAAACGGAAGAAACUGUACUAUAACAUGGUGUUUUGAGCUAAAGGCUACUUAGGCCCAAAGGAAACUCAACAGCACCAAAAUAAUAAUA